Molecule: messenger RNA, 936 nt
Organism: Labeo rohita (rohu)
Lineage: Eukaryota; Metazoa; Chordata; Actinopteri; Cypriniformes; Cyprinidae
Product: ribonuclease Y 1
Exons: 3
Coding region: 1-720 (239 amino acids)
Source: RefSeq, a predicted model, not a curated record
AUGGCUUUAAAGGAAAGAUUUAGGCUUACUGAAAGUAAUUAUAAGAAAGAAAACGACUCUUUGAGAGACUUGAUGGUGGACACUGUGAAACAGUUAAAGAAAUACAAAAACUGUCAGGAGCAGAACCAGCAAGGGGCCUCAUGUGCUCAAGAAGAUCUGCUGUUUAAAGAAUGUAUCAACAACACCUUGAAAAACAUGUUUCCAUCUAUCAUUGAUGAUUUUACUGAACUUGAAAAAACACUGAAUGAACAGCUGGCGGUUUGUAAAGAAACUGUGAGCACCUUGAAGAACAAGUAUUCAUUCAUGUAUGAUUAUAUUUGUCAAGAGAGUCCAAAUGAAAAUAAGGAUAUCCAAAAAGAACUGCAGCAACUCAAACUCAAAGAAAAAGAGUUGGAACGGAAACUUAAGGAAGCAGAGGACAGAUUAAGGCUGGAGAAAGAUCUGAGUAGAAGAGAGAAGGAUCUGGAAUCCAAAGAGAGAGCAACGGUAAAUAAAGAGCAAGACAUUCAGCCUGGUGGAGAAGAGCAUCUAACUUGUCCUGGGUUGUCUAACACUAAACAGCGAUCUGUAAAUGAAAGAAAAGGAGAGUUGACAAGCAAAGAUGAAGAUUUACAUGACUCUGAAUCACCUGAGUUUGGAAAACCUGUGAGACGCAACAGCAGCCAAUCCAUGCCACCUGAAAUGACUGAACAUGAACAUGGACCCCUAAACACACUCUGAAAUGACAGGUGUCAGUUGGAGGAUUCAACAUCAACAUUUCACUUCAUUUAUAUUCAACAGACAACUCAAAAUGUUGUAAAAGUGAUAUAUCCAAACAAUCUGCAUGUGUGAAACACCUCACAGAUGUCAAAAACAUGGAAUAACAACACAGCCUAAAAUCACUGUGGUUUCUGAGCAGCUGAACAGGAAGUGAAAUUAUCAUCAUUCGCUGGCAUG